AUGGUCACCACCACUGUAGCUGAUACUGCUGCCGCUCUGAACACGCAUACUGAGUCCUCCACGACAACACAACAAGAAUAUCGGGCAAACGAUGACAAAGUACAGAAAAAUUCCAAGCACGCUAGGGAGAAUCCAGCGCAGAGUACAAGAAUAGAUGUCUCGUCUGUCAGGCAGAAGACCAUUGCUGUGAUCGGCACGACUGGGUUCCUCGGUCCGUAUCUUCUAGCAUCUCUACUCCAAACCUACACUGGCUCCAACAUUCUCUGCAUCAACAGACGCGCCGAUGCAGAACAGCGAACCUUGGUAGCUCUCGAGGGCAUUGCUGGGUACUACUCCAGUAGAUACUCUCGCGUACGCUUCCUUGUCGCAGAUAUCACGCGGCAAGACGUAGGAAUGGGGCUGGUUCAGGACGAGCUACUUGCCUCUGUAGUUGAUGAAGUCAUUUUCAACGCUUGGAACCCCCACCGGGGCCUGCCGCUGGAAAGCUUCCAGCCACUACUAAGUGCCUUAGUCAGCGCCAUCGGCUUCUGCACGUCAAGCCCCAGACAACCUCGCAUAACUUUCAUCUCGUCUGUCUGUGCUGUUGGAGAAUGGCCACGCCAGCAUCCCGAGCAGCGCCUCAUCCCCGAGCGCGUAGUUUGGGAUAGUGCCAGCGCCAUGCGCCAUGGGUACGGUCAGAGCAAGUGCAUCGCCGAGCAGCUCCUCGCACGCGCUCACGCCGUAUCGGGUCUCAGUGUUGCGAUUGUCCGCGCAGGACAGAUUGGAGGGCCGGCUCGACCGAGCACUGCGUAUAGCAUCUGGCCAGUGCAAGGUUGGCUGUUCUCGAUCAUCAAAGCUCGCGCAAAAAUUGGAUACUGGCCUGCGCAUGUCCAGCCUUUGGACUGGAUCCCAGUGGGCGCGCUUGCUGAGGGGGUUGCCAGAGUCGUAUGUGGAGAGUCGAGAGCCAAGGAUGUGCAGGUCCUCAACAUGAUGCAUCCGCAGCCUGCUCCGUGGCGAUUGCUGUUCGCGACAUUGCAGAGCCGAUUUGGACUCAGAGCAGAGGAGGUCAGUCUUCCGGAGUGGCUGGACGCACUGGAGCCAGGGGCGCUGAAGCUAGAUGCCUUCCUGCGAGCGGCAGGAAGGGGCAGAGAGUACGACAUGGCGGUGGAGAAAGGAGACGCUUCAGCUCUCCUGCCUGAGGUGGCACCUAUCACAGAGGAUCAAUUAGUGGCAUGGAUAAGGGGGUGGAAUUUAAAGCUUGGACACAACCGGGCUAAGAUAUAG
Molecule: messenger RNA, 1263 nt
Organism: Alternaria atra
Lineage: Eukaryota; Fungi; Ascomycota; Dothideomycetes; Pleosporales; Pleosporaceae
Exons: 1
Coding region: 1-1263 (420 amino acids)
Source: RefSeq, a predicted model, not a curated record